AUGGCAGAUGAAGAAGUCGAGGCCACACUGCUUGGGCUACCAACGCUUGGUGAACCAGUACCGCUUGGAGUGGUGUUCGAGAAUGAGGCUAAGCUCGAAGCAGUGGGCGGGUAUGAGCUGGGUGCUCCAAUCGCUGGCGCCGAGGAGCUCGUAGAAGCUGAGCUGGUCACAGAUGGACCGGCAGAGGACGAGCUUGCGGAUGCUGAGCUGCCGGAGCUGCUGGAGCUGACACUGGGUGUGGCGGAAGGAGAUGAACUGGGAGCGCUGCUGACCGAAGCAGGCACUGCAGCUAACGACGAAGAAGCUGGGCUGGUUGAAACAGCAGGGGUAGAUGCUGAAGACGAGGAGCUGGGAAGUGUUGGCACAGCGGGGACUGCAGUCGAGGACGAAGAGCCUACACUGCUUGGCACACCCGAGCUGCUGGACGCAGAAGCAGCAGCAGAAACAGCUCCUGUAGAGGUCGCUGGGAUGCUGGGUGAGCUAGGUACUGGGCCUGGCGCCGAAGAGGAUGAAGCGACUGGAGCACUCGAAGCCGAGCUGCUCGGAGGAGCAUAG
Recurvomyces mirabilis is the source of this 555-nucleotide messenger RNA. RefSeq lists its product as uncharacterized. The coding region runs from base 1 to 555 and encodes 184 amino acids. The record is from RefSeq and is a predicted model, not a curated record. The transcript has a single exon. Lineage: Eukaryota; Fungi; Ascomycota; Dothideomycetes; Mycosphaerellales; Teratosphaeriaceae.